Pteronotus mesoamericanus is the source of this 2658-nucleotide messenger RNA. RefSeq names its product phosphatidylinositol glycan anchor biosynthesis class L (gene PIGL). Gene Ontology annotation, biological process: GPI anchor biosynthetic process. Lineage: Eukaryota; Metazoa; Chordata; Mammalia; Chiroptera; Mormoopidae. Gene Ontology annotation, cellular component: endoplasmic reticulum. The transcript has 7 exons. Gene Ontology annotation, molecular function: N-acetylglucosaminylphosphatidylinositol deacetylase activity. The record is from RefSeq and is a predicted model, not a curated record. Bases 329 to 1087 code for a protein of 252 amino acids.
CUCAGUCUCUUCCAGUGAAAUGACUGAACAGUGUACGGGCAACGGUAGGAAACUGAACAGGAAGGGGUUCGGUUCAGCUCUAAGACCGAGCGGGCACAGACCUGGUAAAUGCUACAUAAAAUAAAGAGAACUCGAUAAAAUAAAUGUUGGGAGGCGUCAGUGUAAAACCACAGCAGGAACCUGGCAUUUAAGGCCUCAAACCGUAAGAGCGGGUUAGCUGGGCGACCCUCAACUCGGAACGCAGUUUCUGCGGAGUGCAGUUUUCCCGCCGGAGUCAGGGUCAGCUGCACCUUUCCGUAAUGCGCAGGCGCAGAGCCACUUACAGAGCAUGGAAACGGUGGGUGUCCUGUGUUUGGUUGUGGUGGUACUAGCACGGAUCAUCUUCUGGGUUUGGGAUUCCUCCGAACGAAUGAAGAGUCAGGUGCAGGCUGGCCUGCUGGGAAACGGAAGCCGGACCCUCCUGGUGAUCGCGCACCCCGACGAUGAAGCCAUGUUCUUUGCUCCCACUUUGCUAGGCUUGGCCCGCCUGAGGCACCGCGUGUUCCUGCUCUGCUUCUCCGCAGGAAAUUACUACAAUCAAGGGGAGAUUCGUAAGAAAGAACUUUUGCAGAGCUGUGAUGUUUUGGGGAUUCCACCCUCCAGUGUAAUGAUUAUUGACAACAGGGACUUCCCAGAUGACCCAGGUGUGCAGUGGGACACAGCGCGUGUGGCCGACAUCCUGCUCCGGCACAUAGAAGUGAAUGACGUCAACCUGGUGGUGACUUUCGACGCAGGGGGCGUCAGCGGGCACAGCAACCACGUGGCUCUGCACGCAGCUGUGAGGACCCUGCACUCAGAAGGGAGGUUACCUGAAGGGUGCAGGGUGCUCACCCUCCAGUCUGUGAAUCUGCUGCGCAAGUACAUCUCCCUUCUGGACCUGCCCUUUUCUCUGCUUCACACCGGCGAUGUCCUCUUCGUGCUCACCAGCAAAGAAGCAGCACAGGCCAAGAGAGCCAUGUCCUGCCACCGCAGCCAGCUCCUCUGGUUCCGCCGGCUCUAUGUGCUCUUCUCCCGCUACAUGAGAAUCAACUCUCUGCACUUUCUCUGAAGCCUGGAAGCCUUUUCGGAUCAAGGAACAGGGAAGGAGUAAGAAGACCAGGAAGCCCGGGCUCUGGUCUGGAGCUGGCUCCUCUCCUGGAGUCAAAGGAGAUCCCGCGGCGGUGGGGGCGGUGGGGGGGCACCCAGAAUUCUGCUGUCAGAGCUGUCAGCCCCUAAUGACAGGGAGGCCAGGCAGGCCAAGGGGCUGUCUAAGCUUCACAUCUCCCUCUGGGGAAAAAAACCAUAAAAAAUAACAUAAUGAGAUAAAUCCGGUGAUACAUUCAUGUUUGGUAAUAAAGAAAAAUGUUCAUGAUAUAUUAAAUUUCAGAAAGCAGUCUAGGAAUGCCAAAAUCCAACAAUGGUACACAUACACACACAUACACAUAAAAGUCUGUAAAUAAAUAUACAUAUAUACAAGGCUAUAUAUCCAUAAGGUCAUCUUUCUACAAUGAACAUUUAUAAUUUUAAAGGAUUUUUGUUGUUUAUGAGUAGUUUUUUUAAAGACUAUUUAUUUAUUUUUAGAGGGGGGAAGGGAGAAAGAGAGGGAAAGAAGCAUCAAUGUAUGAUUGCCUCUUGCAUGCCCCGCUACUGGGGACCUGGCCCGCAGCCCAGGCCUGUGCCCUGACUGAGAAUCGAGCCAGCGACCCCUUGGUUCACAGGCCAGCACUCAAUCCACUAAGCCACACCAGCCAGGGCUGUUUAUGAAUAGUUUGUUAUUGUUUAUGCUUUUACCUUUGUCCCUGCAUUUUCUCCCUUUGGCCACCUCCAGCCGGCCACACCCCUCCCCUUCCUAAGGCAGUGCCCCUGUCAUUGUUCAUAUCCGUGGGUCAUGCAUAAAUGCACUCCAGCCAAUCCCUUCACCAUCCUUCAUUGUGUAUGAAUAGUUUUUAUGUAAGAAAAUACUUUUGAUAUAGUGUGAAAUUUUUAAAAAUAUAUAGUCAGUAUAAUUUCAAUUAUGUAAAAUGCUAGCCACUUAUACAGCGCUGGUAGACACAUAAAUGGCAACCUCUGCAGAGGAAAGUUGGCAAUUUCUGGAGAAGUUAUAUACCCUCUGAUCCAGCAUUUCCACCUCUGGUGACUUACACUAUAGAUUUCCUCAGAUACCAAAAGAGGUAUGGAAGGGAUAGGCGUUGAAACGCUUUUAAUAGUAAAAUACCGAUCAAAUGUCUGUCAAUUAAGGAUUAUUUAAGUAAAUUGUAGCUAAAACAGUAAAGUAUCACAAAACUAUUUUUUAAAUCAAAUUUUGGCUUUAUUUCAUGUUCACUAGGUCAGUUCAAACUCCUGUCUACACCUUGUGAGUUGGGUGAGCGGGGCUGGGCUGUGGUCACCUUGGCCUUUUCAAGUUACAAAUCAGUAGCGGCAGUGCAAAGGUGGACCACACAUGCGGAGUUUAUUGCAUCAUCGUAAACAAAAAGUUUUGUUUCCUGAUCAGAUACCCAAAAGGUAAUAAAAGAAAUGUAACUUAGCUCCAAUUUGAAUGCUUGUAUUACAAAAUAUAAGCCUCACGUUGACAUUUUUAUUUAUUUUAAAGAUUUUAUUUAUUUACUUUUUAGAAAAAUUUUAUUUAUUUACUUUUAGAAA